Messenger RNA from Suncus etruscus (white-toothed pygmy shrew), 2826 nucleotides. RefSeq names its product chromosome alignment maintaining phosphoprotein 1 (gene CHAMP1). Gene Ontology annotation, biological process: protein localization to kinetochore; sister chromatid biorientation; attachment of mitotic spindle microtubules to kinetochore. NCBI's taxonomy places the organism in Eukaryota, Metazoa, Chordata, Mammalia, Eulipotyphla, Soricidae. The coding region runs from base 1 to 2457 and encodes 818 amino acids. Gene Ontology annotation, cellular component: nucleoplasm; spindle. The record is from RefSeq and is a predicted model, not a curated record. The transcript has a single exon.
AUGGAAGUCUUGCAGGAACUUCGUAAACCAUCAGCACAUUUGGAGUGUGACCACUGCAGUUUCAGAGGCACGGAUUAUGAAAACGUCCAAAUUCACAUGGGCACUAUACAUCCGGAGUUUUGUGAUGAAAUGGAUGCUGGUGGGUUAGGUAAAAUGAUAUUUUACCAGAAAAGUGCAAAACUUUUUCACUGCCAUAAAUGCUUCUUUACCAGCAAAAUGUACUCUAAUGUGUAUUAUCAUAUCACAUCCAAACAUGCAAGCCCAGAGAAAUGGAAUGAGAAACAAAAAAAUCAGUUAAACAAAGAAACAGAUCCUGUGAAAAGCCCCUCUUCUUCAGAACAUCAGAAAAUGUCCUCUACUACAGCAGAACUAUUAAAUUCUAUGCCUACCUUUACCACAGAAACACAGAGGCUUGGCCCAGUUUUGUCUCCAGAAUCUCCCAAACCUCUGACUUCCCUGGAACCUCAGAAACCUGGUUCUACUAUUUCUCCUGAACCACAGACACCUCUUCCUUCUCCUGAACUUUUAAAACCUGCCCCCAUUUCUUUCGAGGUUUCAAAACCAAUCUCGGUUGUGUCUGAUUCUCAGAAGCCAAUUCCUCUUACUUCUCCAGAAAUCCAGAAACUUGCCCCUGUAUCUCCUGAUCCAGUAAAGGGUGCUCUUGCUAAUCCCAAAACCCAGAAAUACUCACACUUCCCAGAAACAUUGGCACCUCCUUCAGUCUCAUCACCAGAAUCACCAGUUUUAGCAACUUCUCCUGAACCUUGGGGGCCUUCCCCUUCUGCAUCUCCAGAGACAAGGAAACCAACUCGGACCCUGUCUCCUGAGCCAAGGAAGCCCUCCCCAUCGGAAUCUCCUGAACCUUGGAAGCCAUUCUCUGCUGUCUUCCCAGAGCCCCGGAGACCAGCCCCAUCUGUGUCGCCAGGUUCUUGGAAGCCCGGGCCACCUGGGUCCCCCAGGUCAUGGAAAUCUAGUCCUUCAGCAGCAUCAGGUCCCUGGAAGCCAGCUAAACCUGCACCAUCAGUGUCUCCUGGCCCUUGGAAGCCAAUUCCUUCGGUGUCACCUGGGCCUUGGAAACCAACUCCGUCUCUGUCUCCUUCGUCCUGGAAGUCCUCCGUUUCAUCUGGCUCCUGGAAAACUACUCCUACGUCUCCUGAGUCAUGGAAGUCUGGCCCACCAGAACUCCGAAAGACAACUUUGUCACCAGAACACUGGAAGGCAAUUCCCCCAGUGUCUCCUGAACUUUGUAAGGCAGGGCCUCCCUUGUCUCCUGAACUUCGGAAACCAGGACCACCAUUGUCACCAGAGAUUCAUAGUCCUGGGGGAUCCCCAGAACUCAGGAAACCCUCGGGGUCUCCAGAACGUUGGAAGCUUUCUCCUGAUCAACGGAAAACUUCUGCUUCCCUUGAUUUUCCUGAACCCCAGAAAGGUUCCCGUGGUGGUUCUCCUGAUCACUGGAAAUCUUCCUUUUUUAUUGAACCUCAGAAACCGGCCUUCCCUGAUGCCCGGAAACCAAGUCCUUCUGGGACUUCCGAGUCCCCUAAGGCAGCCUCGGAUAUAUGGAAGCCUAUCCUUCCGAUUGAAAAUGAGUCUAGAAAACCUGGUCUGUUUUCUGAACCUGCCAAGACAGCCCCUCCAGCUUCUCCUGAAUCCCGGAAACGUGCUCUUUUUUCUGAGUCUCGGAAGCAUGCCCUAUUCCCUGAACUUCCUAAAUCAACUAUCUUCUCAGAAUCUCAGAAGGCAGCUGAUCUUGGAGAUGAACUGCAGAUAGAUGCCAUAGAUGAUCAAAGGUGUGAUAUUUUGGUUCAGGAGGAACUACUAGCUACACCUAAGAAACUCUUAGAAGACACUUUAUUUCAUUCCUCAAAGAAGCUCAAAAAAGAUAACCAAGAAAAUUCAGAUACUGAGCUUAGUAGUGGUGAGUAUAUAAAAACUGAUUUGGAUAUGAUAGAUAUAAAGGGCCAAGAGUCAAGCAGUGAUCAAGAGCAGGUUGAUGUAGAAUCUCUUGAUUUUAGUAAAGAGAACAAAAUGGACAUGACUAGUCCAGAGCAUUCCAAAAAUGUACUACAAUUUACUGAGGAAAAAGAGGCAUUUAUCUCCGAAGAAGAGAUUGCAAAAUACAUGAAACGUGGGAAGGGAAAGUACUAUUGUAAAAUUUGUUGCUGUCGUGCUAUGAAAAAAGGUGCUGUUUUGCAUCACUUGGUUAAUAAGCAUAAUGUUCAUAGUCCUUACAAAUGCACAAUUUGUGGGAAGGCUUUUCUUUUGGAAUCUCUUCUCAAAAAUCAUGUAGCAGCCCAUGGGCAAAGUUUACUUAAAUGUCCGCGAUGUAAUUUUGAAUCAAAUUUCCCGAGAGGCUUUAAGAAACAUUUAACUCAUUGUCAGAGCAGGCAUAAUGAAGAGGCAAAUAAAAAAUUGAUGGAAGCUCUUGAACCACCAUUGGAAGAGCAACAAAUUUGAUUUUAAACCUUAUGGUGCUCUAUAAAGUUUGUUGAAAGUGUUCAUUGAAGGUAUUGUUAGUCUUGCUGGUUCUUUAGAUAUUGAUGUGUAUGGUGUAUUUUGCUUGUCUGUAGUGUUUUAUUCAUGAACUGCCUCUCUGGUUUCUAAGUCUGUUUGUAUUAUAUAUUCCAGAUAAAUUAAACCUCUAUUUCUUUUAGUAUACUUGGAUGUUAUGAAGGAGUAGGCAUUCCAUUUAAUAAGAUCAAGUUGUAUUCAACUUAAAGCAUUUGGUUAACGUAUUUUUUUGUGUGUGUGAAAUUCAUCUUGUAGACAAUAGGAAUUGUUAGAAUUAGGCAUGAAAACAAAUGUAUUUUUAGAUCAUAAAAGUUA